Messenger RNA from Mizuhopecten yessoensis (Yesso scallop), 889 nucleotides. Its product is annotated as 28S ribosomal protein S23, mitochondrial-like. Bases 108 to 698 code for a protein of 196 amino acids. The transcript has 5 exons. The record is from RefSeq and is a predicted model, not a curated record. Gene Ontology annotation, cellular component: ribosome; mitochondrion. Gene Ontology annotation, biological process: translation. Lineage: Eukaryota; Metazoa; Mollusca; Bivalvia; Pectinida; Pectinidae. Gene Ontology annotation, molecular function: structural constituent of ribosome.
UCGGUAAACUCAACUCUACAAACAAGCGUUUGUGUGACAGUCAAUAGCAAUGGGAAACAUGCUUUCUAUCCAAAUGACUUUCAGAGAAUAAAACUAAAACAGCUAUCAUGGCAGGUAGCAGGACAGAGAGAAUAAGAUCUAUUUUCCAAAGGUGCCAACGAUUAAUGGGUGCUGGAGGAUUACCUGAGUCUGAAAAGCCAUUGUGGUAUGAUGUGUAUGCAGCCUUUCCCCCAAAAGUUGAGCCAUUGUAUAAAAGACCUGUUCCCACCAAAGUUGUACGCAACAUUCUGUAUCCAGAGGACUUGAUCCGAGCGAAAUACUUCAAGGAAAUCUAUGACACUGAUCUCGUAGACUUAAGAAAUGAACAGGAAACGACUACAUCACAGAAGUUUAUCGACAAAUACUUUGAGUUGAGGGAAAAUGACCGCAACAAUCCUGAUCUUUUCGCUGCUACAGUUGAAGCAUUAAAAGAUGACGGAAUAAAACUGACCACUUGGCAGGAACGAGAGAAAGUUACACAGAUUUACAAGGGAACGGAACAUCCAUCAAGAAAGCCAUCAUACACAGCUGAGGAAGUGUUUGGAGAAUUGACCAUUACCAGAGAAAAACAGUCAGCAGGCUCUAAAGAUAACAAAAUGGAUGACAUGGAAAUAGACAAUUUAGCAGCAGAUUUGUUUGACUCCAAACCAAAAUUGUAGCUGUUGAGGUCAUUUAGAGUUAUGAAAAUCAUGUUUUUUUUGUGUAAAAGUCAUUUUUGUGUAUAAAGUGUGGGAGUGAGAAGGAUGAAUGCUGUGUCAUAUGAGAAUAUUUUGUGAGAUAUUGAAAAACGUAAAUUUUUCUUUCUGUAUUACAAUGAAAAGAAAAAUGGUGUAAUAAAGUUGUUUAAGCU